AAUCGCCUGGAGGAAAGCUUGAAGCUGUUCAGUCAGAUUUGCAACAACAGGUUCUUCAUUAACAGUACCAUGAUCCUAUUUUUGAACAAACUGGAUCUCUUCCAGGAUAAGGUCAGGUAUUCCAAGAGACACCUGCGUUAUUUCUUUCCAGAUUUUCCAGGCCCAGACAAAGAUGUGGACGCUGGUGCCCGGUACAUCCAGCACCUGUUCAUGAUGCAAGUGACCAGUCCGUCCAAGGUGGUCUACCCUCACUUCACCACAGCCACCGAUACCACCAAUAUACAAGUGGUCUUUCAAGUGCUCAUGGACUCCAUACUCAGAGACAAUCUCAAGUCCACCGCGCUCUUAUAGCGAUGUCAACAUCACUUGUGGUGUAGUUAUGUCAAAGUCUCUGGUGAUAUAACAGUGUGAAGGUUUCAUGUGUUGUAAGUACAACAUGAUCACUGAUGGAAUAGCCAUGACGAGAGGUGCUGGAACUUGAUACACAACCAGGCUGUAUUACUGUGUCAAGGCCACAUGUAUUAAAUGUGUGAAGGUCACUGGUUAUAUAGCUAUGUCAAAGUUACUUGUUGAAUAGCAGUGUCAAGGUCACUUGUAUUCUUUCUAUGAUAAGGUCACUCAUAUAUUACCUUGCCAAGAGUUGAGUUGAAGCUUACCAUGACAACCAGGUGUUAUUGGCAAUACCAAGGUCACUUCAUGCUGAGAGGCCAGGGAAGGGCAAGAGGUAAUGUACACCCUGUCAUAACAAGGCCAAGCUUAAACUGACACAAAUAUAGUGCUUUCCACACUUGGCAUACUCCUACCACACAUUUCAAGUACAUUGGCAGAUAGGUGUGGCCAUGUUUUCAUGGUCUUUCCAGUUUCCAGGGUGUCUUGAGGAGAUCAGAGAAGGGGCCAGCAGGCGUGAGCAUCUCUUAACUUGAAGUAAUGGGCAGUUUUGCCUUGUAUGGUCUUUUAUUUGGCCUCCAUAGAUCAUCAGGCCAGGUUGUACAAACAUAGUUGGUUGCAGCUUGAACUUUUGGGAUCAAGGUAUCACAUUUAUAUCUGGCCAGUUUGGCAAUAUUGUAAUCAGGUCAAAGUGUGCUGUUAUAACAGCGCCGAAGUUGCAAUGUUAAAGCAAUGUCAAGGUUACAGAUAUGCCAAGAUUACAAUGUUCCAGCAAAGCCUAGGUCACAAUGUCAAAGGAACACCAAGGCCAUGAUAUUGUAGCAAUGUCAAAGCCACAGUGUUGUUCCAAUGACGAGGUCAUCGUGUUUUGUCUUUGUCAAGAUCAGAUCAAGGUCAUUGUAUCAUAACUGUUCGAGGGUCACAUUGCUGUAGAAGUGCCAAGGUCACAGUGAUAUACUUACUAGUGUUGAAUAUUACAAUGUUUUUGUAAUGCUAAGAAUUAUACAAUGUAAUGAUUACUGAAUAGAUAGACAGAGUGUUGUGGAUGGCCCACUUGUUCCCCUAUCUUGACAAUUUGGUAAUGGUGUGGGUUUAACUAUUACAACAGUGUAAGGUUAUUUAAGAGGUGGAAAUUCCGUGUUAAUCUUCCUUUUCUAAUAGGGCAGAGGCAAGUUGGGGAUAGCCUUGAAAACUCUCCAAACAACCCAUGUCCUGGAAAAGUCCUUUGGGGAUUCAAGCCAGGGUCAUCUGCAACAUAACCCAGAAUGAUACUGAGAUAAGAAGACGCCCUUGUAUUUGUCUUCUGUCUGUUCAUGUUUGUGUGUGGGGGUGUAAGUACAAUGCUUCAUGUCAGUGGGCGGAGGCUGUGAUUUUUUUGGAAAAGAAUUAAUUGUGAUCGUUAUACAUGUAGUAUCUUUGUAACGAGUGAACAAGUCGGACAAUACAGAGUUCUUCAGAAGAGUAGGGAAAGGGUACGACUGAAAGGAUGUGGUCAUUAAUGUCAACAGAAAUUUGUUUGUGUUGAUUUUAGUUCUCAGUGGACCAAGAAAAUAUACAUGUACGUUUUUUAAAUGCUCAGAGAAAAGGAGAAACUCGUUAUACCGUAUUUGUUACUAUGAAUGGUAUGUCUUAUGUAGUUGAUGUCUUAAAGUCCAUUUCCACUGACAUUAUAUGUGCCCAAUGACUUUAUCGCUUCAAGCAUUUUGCACAAUUGUUAUGUUAGUUUGUUUGAAAAUGUAAAAAUAAAUAUUUAUGCACAUAGGUAAGUACAUUUCAAAUGCUUUUAAAGGUCUUUUUUGCAUCAAAUAUAUGGGUUUGAAAUACUCCACAGACUUUUCUACUGUAAGACUGAGAAUGUUUGACAUGCAUUAUGAAGAUUUCACACUCCAUAGGUAAAUGUGUUCAAAGCGUGUCGUGACCUCAGCUCACUAGAGCUUCAGUGAGUUGUUCAAACUGUUUGGCUUUGGAUUCCCAUUUGCCAAUCUCAUAUCUUGCUCUCUGUCAGUGCCACUGCUUGAGUGUACAGGAAUCCAUAGAUUUAGUGCAUGGAUGGUAAAAUUCGUGAUGACAGAACUCUUCUGGCUGUUUUCUUAAAAAGAAAAAUGGCUAUUUAUCGAAGGAGAAUGUUGCUUGUCUUAUGGAACAGCCUUUUUUUUUGGUUUUUUUUUAUGGAGAAAUUUUGGGAGUUCUUGUAGAAAGGAUUCACAUAAAUUUCUGCAUUUACUCUGUUCAUGUAUAUACAAGUGAUUUUGGUUUUAAACUGCUGUAACUUAUGGAAAUUUUGCCUAACUCGUGGCUUUACUGUCUUGUACUUGUAUAUAAAAGUACACAUGUAAAUGACCUAAAAGUCUCUAAGGUAAGCAAAAGUUUUUACUUAGUCAGGCUCUAAGAAUAUGUACCUGACAUAAUAUUGCUUGCUCAGUAUAAGACUCUGUCUUAUGUCGCUUUUCAUCUUGAAAUAUAGUGGAGUCUUGCAAUAAGCAGUCGAUAUGCUUGCUAUGAUAUCUAUUAUUUUACAUACGCUAAAAAAACCCAACCAACUUUAUCUGAUACUCCUUUUAAACUUAUGUUGCAUUGAAGUGGAUAAAAGCUUUUUUUUUAGUACGGAUAAAAACUUUUUAAAGUGCAUUCUUCCACUACGUUGAGAAAGUGCAUGGUUCUGAUGUGAGUAGUAGUAGUAUAAGGUUUUACGGCGCUCGCAACUGCUAUGUUCUGAUGUGAUACCUGAGACAUUGGUAUACUAGUGUCAGAGCGCCAGUGUCAUUUACAGAAUUCCCUGUGCCUCAGAGGUGGGCCCAGGGGUCAGCACAGUCACUACUUUGCCUCAUGAGUACCCAAUACGCCACCCAACUGCCCAGUUCUUUCAGUUGCAAUAUAUACAUUUCAAGGAUGGAAUCACUUUCUCAAGGGCAGCAUUCCCACGUUCAUGAAAUUAUAUUUAGCACGACAUUUCUCAAUCGUGUAGACACUCAUUGUUAUAUUUUAAUGUCCAGCACAACAAUACGUUUUUCAGCUCAUUCAAACAGCCAUUAGUUCAAAGUGCAUUAACUCAUCUGUUCUAUCCAUAGACCUGAAUUAUAAUAUAGAUCAGGCACUGCCAUGACAGCUGCUCUUUGUUCCCCAUAAAAGCUUUACUAUGAAAGUGUGUGCCAAAGUACGAUGGGCGCAACCUGAAGGGCAAAACGCUAGCCUCGUGAUAGUCGAUUGCGCAUUCAACGUUUCCCUCCUUGUCCUUCAUUUGGUUGGAAUAAAUAGAGUCAGGUAGUGCACUCCAUGGGGAUUCCCGCACUACGUCAGAGUGCAGUCUUGGAUACUAUAAUGCAAGUCUAUGGUACAGUCAUGUAACUACAGACUCUUCUGUAAUAGUUACAGGGAUCGAAAAAGCAACCCCCCAAAAAACCCUUUUCAUAAUAAUGUUCAUUGCGUGAUUAAAAUUUUUUCUUCAUCAUUUUGCCUCAUCUGGUUUAACUAUUUAAAUGACGCGUAAAGGUCAUGAUCGUUCCUUAGUCGGUUUUGAUAGUCUAAGAAAUUGUUGUUGAGAUUUGAUGUACUUAGACCCUUGCGUGUAGGUAUGUUUGAUCUGUCCCACAAAACAAUCCUGUUAAAGAGCUUUGUAUUCAUACGGCCCCUGUAAGUCUAUUUUUAGGUUUUUAGUACUGAGUCUGUCAAAAUUCUUAUUAGAUUUCGUUAUACUUGAGACUAAACUAGAAAAUAAAAGCUAGUUUAAAAGUCACUCGUGCUCAAAAGGGAUGAGUAGUUCCACGUCAAAGAGACCAAUAAAUUGAGCCUUGAACAAUAACAAUGUGACGAAUGGUAACUAACGUUCGAUUACUCGUGUUCAGUGACGUUUUUCCUGCCUUCAAACUCUAAUGUUGCAUUUCUCAGUCCUUGAACACAUCCACAGCAGUGUCAAGUUGUUUCUGGCCCUAUAUAUGACCUUAACGUAUACUGGGAUUGUUGUUAUUGGUCGUUCUUUUGUACAGGAUCUCAAACACUUGCAUUUUUAAGACAAAUCCUGUUCCUUUUCUAUUAUGCACACGGGAAACAUUGUUUUUUAAUCCUUCUCCGCGUCUAUGUAAUUUUUUUCUUUGGUUUUGCAAAUCUUUUUGUCAACUGUGGGAGUCUGUUGUUGGUGUUUUAAAAAGAUGACAUCCUCAUUAGACGCGUUGUAGGUUGAAGGUGAUUUGGAAAGUGGCAUUCUUUGUCCGUCGCCAGGACACCGAGCUGAAAGAAUAAUAAUUAUGUUUCAGGAAGAGGAAAAUCCCCACUUUGAUUCGAACCUUAAAAUAUCAGAUUCAUACCCUACCUACUAGACCACAGUAGGGGACUUGUUCACAGCUUACACUGUACCUACCAGUGUCUGUGCUGUAAUGGUAAGGCUAUUUGUUAUUUGUCAGAUGGAAUGAGCUCAAUUCCCACACGGGGAUAACAAUUCGUCUUGUACCUCUGUGUGUGGGCUGAAAUGUUUCCAACUCAGCAUGGGUUGACCCGAACAGGUAGGGUUGAAGCAAUCCGUUUCUUUAGUAAGCUCAAAUUUGGCGUGAAAUGUGCCUUUACAGCCGACCCGCGUCUUGACUGUAAUACUGAAGCUCAUUGCCCUUGUCCGUGAAGGACGUGGUUUCGAUCGAUUCCCUUGUUGUGAAAUCUAUUUGAUCGAGUUGGCGUAUCUGCAUCUGUCUGUUGGGAUGUGGUAUCACACACUGCCCGGGUGGCCCUGACAGGCAGGGUUAAAGGGGCGUGUCUCCUAUGUUCUAAAUUGUGCCAGGGGUGUCAAACAUGUGCAGUUGCCUCUAUAGCAAAUUGUGAAGUUCCUUGCAAUGCAUGUAUCUGCUGGUUGUGUGUAAAUGUGAUCGGCAUGCGUUGUAUGCAUUUAUUUGUGUGUUUGUGGUUGAAUGUAUAAGAGAAUAGAGGAGUAGAGAAAUACACAAAGACAAGUAGUAAUAUAAACGCAUGCUGAGUAGGAGGGAGGGAGAGAGAGAGAGAGAGAGAGAGAGAGAGAGAGAGAGAGAGAGAGAGAGAGAAAGAGCGAGAGAGAGAGAGAGAGAAAGA
Molecule: messenger RNA, 5436 nt
Organism: Aplysia californica (California sea hare)
Lineage: Eukaryota; Metazoa; Mollusca; Gastropoda; Aplysiida; Aplysiidae
Product: guanine nucleotide-binding protein G(o) subunit alpha
Biological process (GO): adenylate cyclase-modulating G protein-coupled receptor signaling pathway; Rho protein signal transduction
Cellular component (GO): heterotrimeric G-protein complex
Molecular function (GO): GTPase activity; G protein-coupled receptor binding; guanyl nucleotide binding
Source: RefSeq, a predicted model, not a curated record